CUGUGUCCAACUGUAAUUUUAAGAUAUGUUGGGUGAGCUCAUUGUGAAACCUGGCCCCACCCUAUCAUGUGUUUUCCUGAGGUCAGAUGGCCCAGGAUGUGAGUGGGCGUUAAGGUGUCUGGGAAGGGAUCUCAAAACUGGAUUAUAGAUGGCAAACAAAAUUAUGUAAACAAAACGUAAAUAAUCCCUCAGGUGGGUUCCUCCAGGGUUCUCAGCUGAAUAAACGUCAAACAGAAAACUGAUUAAACAGAAGUGUGAGAUGAUUGAGAAUUUACGCCAGUGUCCUGUUAUAUUUUAGAUAGUAAGGAGCAGACGGCAGAGUUUAUUAAACUCCACCGAGACAGCGGUGAUGCAAAUCUGAAGGCUAGACCGUCCCAUUUCAUAGCCUCACACUUCCGCCCUUCUCAGUCUUCGAAGACAUGUGGGCCCAGUCCUAAGUUUUGGGACACAGCUAUUGUGUGCUGCGUUCAAACUGUGGCAUGCGCAAGUCCUCCUUAGAUUCUUUAUCAGCACCAUGCUGCAAACUUGUGGCCAUACUCUAUAGAGUAUUCUGGAGAAGGUAUAAAAUGUCACUGUAUAUAUGUGUGUUUGUAUUUUUAUGUGUAUAGAUUUUUAAAAAAAUGAUUACUCAUGAUAUAACAUUGUCCAGCCAUGCCUCGUAAGGACAGGAGGAAACCGUGUGAGGCUAAAGGUCGCGGACCCCUCAGCAGCUGGCUUAAAGAGAAGAGCACAGUCUCAGAUCAGCACAGCCCUGCCCUCCAGCACCACCAGCAGCAGCGGCAGCAGAAACCCCUCAACAGCAACAUUGUACCCCAUCAGGACAGUUCUGGUGGUAGCAGGGGGAGAGUGAAAUGGGAGCCAGAGGAAGCUACAGUCUCUCAGGACCCACAUAAACAUGAAUUUACAGUGGAAUUCGGUUCAGAGAAAUACAACAUUGACUGUGAGCGACCUUGCACAGUGCUGGAGGCCAUAAAAUCUAAAACAGUAUAUAAGAAGACGGUUAAGUGUGCAGAUGAAUAUGUUAUCAUUCGGAGGGGUACAGGAGACAACGAAUCAAUUGUUCCAACACAUUUUCCUUGUUCUUGUAUCAGUGAUGGUGAACUCCUAAGCAUAUCAAGUAUAAAUAAUAAACAGGUAGGGGAGACUAAAGAUGUUAGAGAUAUACAUCCAAAAGAUUCCUAUUCUGUCUUUUACAUUGAUACAAUGGGAGGGAAAAACCUAAAACCAAGCAAGCAUCUCAAAUUCACAAUACUAAAUAAGUUCAAGUAUCUUUGUGUUUACGGAGAGAAGGAGAUAACUGUGGAAGAGGCUCUAAAAAGAGAUGGCCGCUUCACUGAUGACAUCGGCUCCUUUGACCUGAUCAACAUCACUGACGAAUGUAAGACUGAGUGCACAGACAAAAUUGAUAGACUGGACGAGAAGAAAUUCCAGAUACAUCGUCUACAGAAAGGUAAUGCAGAAACAACAACAGAUGUAAAUCAAGUAGCCCUCGCCGGGCAACAGAAACUGCAGAAUCCGCCACAUGCAUCAAAUAAUGCAGAGCGCACAAGAGAAACAAGAUCAGUCUUAGCUGUAGCACAGCAGAAGGUAAUCAGUAUAAAAACAGCAGCGAAAGAAACAAACAGCAGCAUUGACCCUAAGGAGGUUUAUAAGCUACUGCGUAAGCAGUUUCCACGUCUGAAACAAUGGAUGGAAAGUAGAUUCCCUGGAAAUUCUUUCCAGGAAGCACUGAAACUGAGGAAGGAGAACUUUGGAAAGAUCCAACAGUCUUUUAGUGAAAUUCACAGAGUCAGGAAGCUGCUAGAGCUGAGCCAGUCAGUUUGUUUUAUAACUGGUACUUUCAUAAUGCAGGGCACAGGCUUUGUGCUGUUUGACAACUAUGUCUUGACGAAUGCCCACUUAUUCAAAUACUAUACUCACAAAAAAUCACCUAAUUGGCAGGAAAUUGAAAAUAUUACAGUUGUCUUUAACUUCGAAACACAAGAGUUUAAAGAAAUGAACAAGAUUAAUGCCAAGGUGUUUGUUGGCAACGCUGAAUUAGAUUACGUCAUACUUAAGCUAGAAACAGAGGAAGUGCCACCAGGGCUCCUCGAGAGAUUUGGACCUGUACCUCCAGAUGGUGAGGCCUGUGUUGUUGGACACCCAGGACAAGGAGUGAAAAAAAUGGAUCCUACAUGUGUCAUUGAGAAAGAGGGACGAGAGGAGGCUGUUAAUAAAAAUUCUGUAUAGAGACAAAAUGAUCACAGUAAUUAGUUCUGCAUCUGCCUUCUGUUUUAUAGUUGAACUUUUAUUUUGAAUUCUGUUUAGCUUUUAGUAUGCUGUUUACUUAUUUCAAUUUGGUUUGUAGUGUGAGGACAAAUUGUUUAAUUUUUACUUAAAUGUAUGUACUGUUGUUGUUGUUGUUGUUGUUGUUGUUGUUGGGGUUUUUUUUUUCAAAAGUGCAUUUCGUGUUGUUAUUUCAGUUAUCAAGAUGUUUUUGUUUUUUGUUUUGUUUUUUUAGAUUAAUUUUACUUUCUUAUAAUAACCUUAAAACAGGCUCAAUAAAUGUAACUUUGUCAUCACAAAAAAAUUUAAAUAGUAAAUAGUUUUUUUAUGAGCCUUUAAUUCUUAAUUCUUAAUGCUUGUAACCUGACUGGUAUGUAUUCAAGUGAAGUUCGACUUUAUGCUUUAUUAAAAUCUACUUGGAUAAAUAUUCUGUUCUGAUGUUGGACAGUAUUCAUUAUUUGUUACAUUUCCUUUAGUUUGUAUUAACGAGGAAAAUUAAUGUUUUUGUGAAGAUUUUGGUUGUUAAUAAAUCAGAAGUGAAGCAA
This is a messenger RNA of Haplochromis burtoni (Burton's mouthbrooder), 2810 nucleotides long. RefSeq names its product serine protease FAM111A. The record is from RefSeq and is a predicted model, not a curated record. NCBI's taxonomy places the organism in Eukaryota, Metazoa, Chordata, Actinopteri, Cichliformes, Cichlidae.